This is a messenger RNA of Trichogramma pretiosum, 1394 nucleotides long. RefSeq names its product 60S ribosomal protein L3-like. The transcript has 7 exons. Gene Ontology annotation, biological process: ribosomal large subunit assembly; translation. NCBI's taxonomy places the organism in Eukaryota, Metazoa, Arthropoda, Insecta, Hymenoptera, Trichogrammatidae. The record is from RefSeq and is a predicted model, not a curated record. Bases 73 to 1311 code for a protein of 412 amino acids. Gene Ontology annotation, cellular component: ribosome; cytosolic large ribosomal subunit. Gene Ontology annotation, molecular function: structural constituent of ribosome; RNA binding.
CACGACGUUGCUUGCGAAGUCUCUCGCUUCGAUCUAGAAUUCUCUCUAUUCCUUUUUGUACGUCGGGUCAUCAUGUCUCACAGAAAAUUCAGUGCACCCCGUCACGGGUCUAUGGGAUUCUACCCCAAGAAGAGGUCCCAGCGUCAUCGUGGUAAGGUAAAGGCCUUCCCCAAGGAUGACCCAACCAAACCCGUCCACUUGACGGCCUUCAUCGCCUACAAGGCCGGUAUGACCCACGUCGUCCGUGAGGCUGAUCGUCCUGGAUCAAAGGUCAACAAGAAAGAAAUUGUUGAGGCUGUCACCAUCCUCGAAACCCCACCAAUGGUUGUUGUCGGUGUUGUUGGAUACAUCGAAACUCCCCAUGGUCUCCGUGCUCUCACUACUGUGUGGGCCGAGCAUCUUGGAGAGGAAUGCAGAAGACGUUUCUACAAGAACUGGUACAAGAGCCAAAAGAAGGCCUUUACCAAGGCUUCCAAGAAAUGGUCCGAUGAGGCUGGAAAAUCUAACAUUGAAUCAAACUUCAAGAAAAUCGUGAAGUACUGCAAGGUUGUACGCGUCAUUGCCCACACCCAAAUGAAGCUCAUGAACCAAAGGCAAAAGAAAGCCCACAUCAUGGAAAUCCAACUUAACGGUGGAUCUAUCGCCGACAAAGUUGCAUGGGCCAAGGAACACUUGGAAAAAUCCAUCCCCAUCAAGAAUGUCUUUGCUAAAGAUGAGAUGAUCGAUGUCAUCGGUGUCACCAAAGGAAAGGGAUUCAAGGGUGUUACUUCCCGUUGGCACACAAAGAAGCUGCCCCGCAAGACGCACAAGGGUCUGAGGAAGGUCGCUUGUAUCGGUGCUUGGCAUCCAAGCAGAGUAUCCUUCACCGUCGCUCGCGCCGGUCAGAAGGGAUACCAUCACCGUACUGAGAUGAACAAGAAGAUCUACCGCAUCGGAGAUGGUGUACACACCAAGGACGGAAAGGUUGUCAAGGAUAACGCUUCCACCGCCUACGAUCUCACUGAGAAAACCAUCACCCCCAUGGGUGGCUUCCCCCACUACGGUGAGGUCAACAAUGACUUCAUCAUGAUCAAGGGUUGCUGCAUGGGAACCAAGAAGCGUGUCAUCACUCUGAGAAAGUCGCUCCUCGUCCACACCAAGCGCGCCGCUCUCGAGAAGAUCAACCUCAAGUUCAUCGACACCAGCUCCAAGUUCGGUCACGGUCGCUUCCAGACCGCCGCCGACAAGGCAGCCUUCAUGGGUCAACUCAAGAAGGACCGCAUCCGCGAGGAAGCCGCCCAGGUGGCCGCCGCCGCCCCCAUGGAAUCCUAAACGGAAUCCUACCUCAUACAUACUCGUUGACGAGUAUUGUAAAUAGUAAAACGAAAAAAAAAAAUUUUUUUUUAUUAAUUUAA